This is a messenger RNA of Adelges cooleyi (spruce gall adelgid), 1065 nucleotides long. Its product is annotated as arginine kinase-like. The transcript has a single exon. Gene Ontology annotation, biological process: phosphocreatine biosynthetic process. The record is from RefSeq and is a predicted model, not a curated record. NCBI's taxonomy places the organism in Eukaryota, Metazoa, Arthropoda, Insecta, Hemiptera, Adelgidae. The coding region runs from base 1 to 1065 and encodes 354 amino acids. Gene Ontology annotation, molecular function: creatine kinase activity.
AUGGACCCGAACGUAGUAGCGAAAUUGGAAUCUGGAUGGUGCUCGCUCGCAUCUUCCGGUAGUAAAUCGUUGAUAAAGAAAUACCUCACCAAAGAAGUGUUGGAAGACCUAAAAAGACAAAAGACCAGCUUCGGUUCAACCCUCUUGGACUGUGUUCGAUCUGGAUUCGAACAUCAUGACUCUGGAGUUGGUAUCUAUGCACCAGACGCCGAGGCUUACACAGUGUUCGCACCGAUAUUCGACCCAAUCAUCGAAGAUUAUCACAAAGGUUUCAAGCCCACAGACAUACAUCCGGCACAAGACUGGGGAGACGUGAACGCGCUUGGUAACUUGGACGGUGAAAACAAAUAUGUGAUUUCCACACGGGUGCGGUGCGCUCGUUCGUUGGUCGGUUACCCGUUCAACCCACUUCUGACGGAAGUGCAGUAUAAAGACAUAGAAGAGAAAGUCUCGUCGACGUUGGACGGACUUGCCGGAGACCUGAAAGGGGAGUUUUAUCCGUUGACUGACAUGUCCAAAGAAGUGCAACAGAAAUUAAUCGACGACCAUUUCCUGUUCAAGGAAGGAGACAGGUUUUUGCAAGCAGCGAACGCGUCGCGGUUCUGGCCGACCGGCCGGGGCAUAUUCCAUAACCGGGACAAAACGUUCCUAGUGUGGUGCAACGAAGAAGAUCACUUGAGGUUGAUCUCCAUGCAAAUGGGAGGAAACUUGGGCGAGGUGUACAAGAGGCUGGUGACCGCCGUAAACGACGUUGAAAAAACACUAGCGUUUUCACACCACGACCGCUUGGGAUUUUUGACAUUCUGUCCGACCAACUUGGGAACGACCAUCCGGGCUUCCGUUCACAUUCAAUUGCCAAAAUUGGCCGCCAACAAAGCGAAACUCGAAGAAGUUGCCGCUAAGUACAGCUUGCAGGUGAGAGGAACACGAGGCGAACACACUGACGCCGAAGGUGGAGUUUAUGACAUUUCAAACAAGAGGAGAAUGGGUCUAACGGAGUAUCAAGCUGUCAAAGAAAUGUACGACGGAAUAAAAGAGCUUAUCAAAAUUGAAAAACAAUCAUAA